Molecule: messenger RNA, 798 nt
Organism: Dreissena polymorpha
Lineage: Eukaryota; Metazoa; Mollusca; Bivalvia; Myida; Dreissenidae
Exons: 2
Coding region: 24-740 (238 amino acids)
Biological process (GO): DNA integration
Molecular function (GO): nucleic acid binding
Source: RefSeq, a predicted model, not a curated record
AUCUUCGAACACGAGAGCCACCCAUGGUUGUUAAUAGAGACAGAGUUCGUGCGAUACUAGCUGAACUGAACCCAGUUGGCGUUGCAACACGAUGGGCUCAAGUGGUGUCUAGGAGACGCUACUCCGUCCCAGAGCCAAACUCACUGUGGCAUAUAGACAGCCAUCACUCAUUAGUGCGCUAUGGUAUUUACAUCCACGGCGGCAUCGACGGGAACAGCCGGCUGAUACCAUACCUGAAAGCUGCACCAUACAAUACUGCUAGAGUCGCCUUUGAGGCUUUCACGUUUGGGAUCAGGAGCUACGGAAUCCCCAGCAGAAUUCGGGUUGACGGAGGAGUGGAAAAUGUCCUUAUUAAGAGAUUCAUGACCAUUGCGAACGGUGAUGGCCGAGGAAGUGCAAUUGAAGGAAAAUCCGUACAUAAUCAAAGGAUUGAACGAUUAUGGAGAGACGUUUUCCAAAAAGUGGUGUUUACUUUCUACCAGUGCCUUCACGCUCUCGAGGAUUCAGGCGCCUUAAAUCUUGAUGAUCCGAAACACAUUUUCUGUGCUCAAGCUGUUGUUCUCGCACGGCUUAAUCACUCAUUGGAGUGUUGGCGCCGUGCUAGAAACAACCAGGCCAUUAGGACAGAGCACAACCAAACUCCUGAGCAGUUGUGGAUAUCUCGGCUUGUACCUGCCCUACAGCAGUCGGAUUCCACUGCUGUAAGGAAUAUCAGGACAGACAGAGAUAUCCCUGCAUGAGUUCAGGAGGUAUUGCCAGAUGCCUACUUUGACGGGUCGGUGUUCAUCACCCCCAGAG